AAAAGAGUCUCAAACUAGUGGUUGAGAUUUAAAAAAAAAAAGUUUUUAAUAAUAGCUCUCUUUUGCAACUAUUUCAUUAUCGUGGAAAAUACUAAAUUAAUAAAACUGGUAAGGGACUAAGCCUGAUAUUAUUGUGACUUCAAACAAUAAAGCAUAAUGUCUAAUUUUACUAACAAAAACGUUUUAAAUGAUUAUAGUAUGCUGCAUAUAACACACUCAAAAUUUAGUGUUUGAUAUUGUCUAUGUGUCUGUGUGUAUUUAUGUAUAUGUCUAAUAAGUAAAGUAACAAAGCUAGAAUAAAUGUUCUCUUAGCAACGGUCACUGCCAGGUGCAUGGUUACCAGCAACGUGCAGUCUCCGUUGCUGUACUUGGAUUUACUCGCUGGUAAGGUAUUAUUUAUGUGCGUUCUUGAAGCAGAUAUAACUUUAAAACACGAGUAGUUUUAGCAGAAUGUAGUAUUUUUUUAGCAGUAUGAUAACUUUAGGCCAACUUUGUAUCCUAGCAUGGAACGCUAGCUAGCUCAGAAACGUUGGCUAAUGUUAGUUAGCUAAGACUGCGGUGAAAAUAUGAAUGAAUGGUUCCUGAAAAAACACUCGACGUAAUAUUUCAUGUAUGUUUACUUUAACACGUAAUAAUAUUCAGCCAGCUUUUAACAGUGGCAUAAGUAAGUCACCUGUUAGCAAUACCACGGACAGACAUGUUCUUGAACAAGCUAUAGUCCUGCGUUAGCAUUAUUACUUAAAAGCUAAUUUUGCAGAAUGAGUCAUUUCAGUGUUAUAUAUGCAUUACUGAAUUGUAAUAAUUGAGCAAUAACUAUUCCUUUCUUUCAUAUUGCAGCUAGUCAUCCAGUAGCUGAUUUUUUUAAAUCACAUUUGUUGACUUUCAACUAUAAUUUUGCAGAAAAGGGCGGUUAAAGUUUACUGUUACAGACUCAAAGCGCCUUUUUCCAUCACUCACAAGCUGAGAGGCAGUCAUUGCACUCCGAUCUCAUUCUUUUAAGUGCCAAUUGAAAUCAUUCUUGGAAGGAUGGAUAAAGGCUAUUUUUGCAGGUAGUUGUACUUAUGCAGAGUUUAGGAAUUAAUGUAUGUUACACUAGUUAGAUGAGUUAACUGGAUACAACCCAUAGACAGUACAUUGACAAACUGACACCAUAAUAACUAUUUAGUGGGCCAUUAAUGAGCUAUAUAUCUGUUUUGCUGCAGGUAUUACAGGAGUAAGCCAUGGAGAUGGAUGCCAAAGAGGAAGAUAUGAAACUGAAGGAGAUGCGUGAGAAAAUGGAGGAGCUAGAGCACAGUCUAACCCAGCAGAGGGACCGCAAUUAUAAACUAAACGACUGGCUGGAUGUAGCAGAAGAUGAUUUAGCAAUCUUGCGUCCCGAGAACAUCCUCCUCAGGAAACAAGUGAAAGCCCUGGAGAAGAGCAGCAGUGAAGUCCAGCUGGUGGAAGCAGAGCCUCGCAGGUCGCUCCUAGAUGAGGAACUCGAUGCUCAGAGAUGGAGUGAAAACAAGAUUCAGAAAUUGGAGAAGGAAUCAGCCAUUAUGAAGGAGCAGAACAAGAAGCUACUUGUAGAGCUCGAGACCCUCCAGCAAGAGAGAGAGCAGGACAAGAUCAGUUUGGAGAAGAACAGGGUUUCACUUCUAUCCAUGAAGCGUAGAUUGGAGGAGGCUGAGCUUGGGCUGCAGAAUAGGGAUGAUGAUAUUCAUAAGAAAAACUUGCAGUUGAAGUACUCAGAGGAAUUAAACAAAGAGAACUUCAACAUCAUAGAGUGUCUCAGGCAGAUGAACCAGGAGCUGGGAGAGCAGCUGGAGGACAGACGGGACACAGCCUCAUUCACCAUUGUGAAUGACCUGAUGGAAAAAAAGGAGGAAGCACUCCGCCCCCCUCUUUCCUUCGCAGAGGAGCUGCAGCUGCUGGCCUUCUCGCCUGAAGUGAAACCCAGCAUCACAGCCUCUGCAGAUCUCAGACAUGAGGAAUUUGAGGCUGAGGAGCCGCUGAAACCUCUGAGUCUCCCAGAAGACCGUCAGACCAAAAGGUGGGCACGUACCUUCGAGACAGCCUUCCAGAGAGCAGGAUUAUUUCUGCUCUUCAUCUUCUUCCUCACUGUUCUGGGUUUUGUGGCUUCAGGAAGCUUAACAGGAAACGUUUUUUCCAUCAACACCUUGUGGAGCGGCACACGCCUGAUGCUUCAGCCCUACUACAGUGUGCAUUAUGGGGCCUUACCUCCAAUUUGAACCUGACGCUCCUUUUAUAAACACUUGAUCUCCUUUUAUAUUGUUUGUGUUUUAUGAGGGGAUUAUUUUAAAUAUUUUAUUUCUGUAAACCAUCUGCAUUUUUUAAGUUUUUCUUUGUAUUGUUAGGUUACAUUUUAGAAAUGAUAACAGUAAAAGUCUUAUUUAGCAGGGCUUGGAAAUCCGUGAAUUGGAACAUAUAUAUAUAUCAACAAAACUUAAUUGAACAUUUUUAGUUUCUUCAUUGGUUUUGAAGAAGAUGAAAAAUGUAGUUUUCAUUAAAAAAAGGUGUUGCUUGAACCUAUGUUUUGUAAAAAUUCAGUUUUGAGAAACGACUAUCACACAAAAUGACCAGACAUUAACCAAUGAAUACUGGUUUCACACUGGUAUCUAACUAGUUUUUGUACAGAAGCAGCACUACUUCCAUAAAAAUAGUUUUACAAAGGGAUCUUUUUGUGGCCAGUGUGGAAAACGGUUCCAGCAACCAAUAAAUCAUUGCAUGUACGUAUGGCCAUGUGAGCAUUGAAUAAACACUUGAAUAAAAGGAAGCGAAGAGAUGAGUUUUUAGUUAUUUUGUGAGAAUUUUCCAAGAACUAUUUCAAGUCUAUCAAUAAGACCAUCACUCAGUAAGGAGCCCAGGGUGGGACUAACAGAGAGAUGAUUGUAACAGAAACACUUUGGUCUACAAGGAUGACAUUUAAAUGUUAAGAUAAAUUUCAUGUCUCACAAAACUCAUUUCUGACCUUUCAUGUGAAAUUUCAUAGCUUUCAUCUCGAGGCAAAAAAGCAGAUUUUCAGCUAUGAAAGUCAUCUAAUAGGCCAAGUCUAUAAUUGGAUUAUUGAACUGUAAACUACAAUUAUAAAACUGUGAAAAAUAAAGAUACAACAUGAGGGGUAUUUCCUCACUGCUCGUUUCAUACCACAAUGCAUCCAACAGUGACUGAAGUGUGUGGAAGUGUGUAGCCCCUAACCCAUAAUGACACGUGUACAUAUUUUGAGAUUAUUCAAAAGAGUUAAAACCUCGACAGCUGAUCGUUGUAGACAACAGUCAUCCCUAAAGGGUUUUAAAAGUUCAAUUGAAGUAAUUUUUGUCCUUUGCAAACU
Messenger RNA from Eleginops maclovinus (Patagonian blennie), 3331 nucleotides. RefSeq lists its product as uncharacterized. The coding region runs from base 1221 to 2231 and encodes 336 amino acids. Lineage: Eukaryota; Metazoa; Chordata; Actinopteri; Perciformes; Eleginopidae. The transcript has 11 exons. The record is from RefSeq and is a predicted model, not a curated record.